Messenger RNA from Leucoraja erinaceus (little skate), 21166 nucleotides. RefSeq names its product protein bassoon-like. Gene Ontology annotation, cellular component: axon; cytoskeleton of presynaptic active zone; glutamatergic synapse. The transcript has 14 exons. The record is from RefSeq and is a predicted model, not a curated record. The coding region runs from base 130 to 13365 and encodes 4411 amino acids. Gene Ontology annotation, biological process: protein localization to synapse; presynaptic active zone assembly. Gene Ontology annotation, molecular function: structural constituent of presynaptic active zone; metal ion binding. Lineage: Eukaryota; Metazoa; Chordata; Chondrichthyes; Rajiformes; Rajidae.
GUGCGGCGGUUGGCGGCGCAGGCGCACUGGCGCCCCCUUCCCCCCCGCCCCCCGCCCGGGAGCAGAGCAAAGCAGAAGAUGCUGUUGAUGGCGGAGCGGGAGCUUCGUUGGAGCUAGAUCCUCGGUGACAUGGGUAACGAGAACAGCUUGGAAACCGGCGAGCUGGGCCCGAUAUCCACGCCGGGAGGCGGCGGCGGAGGAGGCGCACAACCGCUGAAAACACCCGCGGCCCCCAACGGAGCGCCCGGAGGGCGAGCGACGGCAGGCGGCAGUGCAAGACCACAUCAGAGUAUUCAGCUUGGUCAGCCCGAUGUGAAAACUGAGAUCCUCCAACAAACUAUUCCCAACAAUGAAAGUGCUCGAAGAAUGCAAAAUCAAGAUCGCUCUACACAAUCUAUACAACAAGACCAGCGGAGGAAUCUCCAAGUUGACACAAAUAUGAAAAGAACAGAAAAAUUCCAUUCUGCAUCCCCAGAUAGAGGAAGUGCUCCGACCUCUCCUUAUUCAGUACCCCAGAUAGCUCCGCUGCCCAGCAGUACGCUGUGUCCUAUUUGUGCAACUACAGACCUGAACUCUUCUCCAAAACAGCCAAACUUCAACACUUGUACUCAGUGUCAAUCAGUAGUGUGCAAACAGUGUGGGUUUAACCCUAAUCCUGAUAUUACAGAGGUAGAGGAAUGGUUGUGCUUAAACUGUCAGAUGCAGAGAGCACUGGGAAUGGACAUGACGACUGCACCACGCUCCAAGAGUCAUCAGCAGCUACACUCUCCAUCACACCAGCCCAAAGCAGAACCACAAGCAAAUGUGCUGAGGCAGUCUCAAUCAGACCAUAUCCCCCAAAAAGGAAGGACCACUCCGGUAAAAAGGGAACUUCCAAAAGUGCCAUCUGAUGUGCAGAGCAGACCUGAGACCAAGAUUCAACCGAGUCAGAGUGAGCAGCGAGGGUCAGCACCUGAUCAAUCUCAACCACACCUUCAUGGUCAACCAAAGCCUGUUGGCCAAACAGAGGCAACCCGGCCUAUCGGUCAGAGUCAGCAAACUAAGCCUCCCGUUGCAGAACAGAGGAAAACAGCAGAUGGCUCACCGGCAAGAACACAAGCUGGCCCCACCAGUAUACCCCAAGACCAGGAGGGCAUAACUGGUAAACUCUUUGGGUUUGGAACUUCACUUUUAAACCAGGCUACAAAUCUAAUAUCCACACAGCCAGAACAGACUCCACCAAGUCAACAAUCACCCGCCAAAGGGUCAUCAGCUAAGCAGGCUCCAAAAAUAGUUUUCAGUGAUCAAAGCACAGAAAUAAGUUCAAAGUUACAGGGUUCGAUUCCAGGAAUUCAAAUUAAAACUGGAGAUGUCUCUUCAUUUAAACAAGGAAAACCAGAGCCGGUUAUUCAACAGAAAGUAGCCAAGCCCAAAGUAUUGUGCCCACUAUGUAAAACAGAACUGAACGUGGGAUCAGGUCAGUCCCCCAACUUUAACAACUGCACUGAAUGCAAAGUCCAAGUGUGCAACUUGUGUGGCUUCAAUCCAACUCCGCAUCUGAUAGAGAAAAAAGAGUGGCUCUGCCUGAACUGUCAGACUCUGCGGCUAAUGUCUGGGAAUUUAGGAGAUGCGUCUCUUCCUGCCCCACCAUCUGCUUUAAAACCACAACCAGCAUUAUCAUCACACCCGCAAGGGCAAAUGGGUGCCAGUAUGCAACAAAGGAAAGGGAGCAGUCAACAGCAGCAAGUUGGAUCUGUGCAACAAAUUCAGCAGCAGGUCCCUCCAGCAGCAGGUCAACAAUUCUCACCGCAGAAGGGACCGUCAACACUGAAGUUAACAAAACAGUCCACACCAACAAAACAGCAAGGUCCGUUGGUUGUAGGUAAACAGCAAACGCAGCAAAUGCAUCCUGGACACACUGAGCCCCAGAAGCUUUCCCAGACUGCAGACCCAAACAGGUCACAGUCAGCUAAAACAAAGCCAAAACCUGCAGUGCAGAACACUACCGUGUCUGUACCAUCAAAAGUGAUCAGCACAGAAAAGAAAGUGGACCCUUCAAAGGAAAUCACCCAGGCAGCCGAUCUGCAAAAAGUAAAAAUGCAAGAGGAGUUCAGCAAAAGCUAUCCUCAGGAGCAGUCACGCAGCCCACAGAGCUUAAGUGAUACAGGCUACUCAUCUGAUGGCAUAUCAAGCUCCCAAAGUGAGAUCACAACUUUGCUGCACCAUGAGGGGCAAAAACUUAAUGAAUCUGGUCUCACACCACACAGUCCGACGAGCCCUUCAGAAUUUACCAAGUUGGAGAGCACCAUGCGGCCAUUGCUGGAAUCGCAAAAUGUUCGAGAUCGUGCGAAAGGAGGACGGACUGUUUCCGAUUCAAGUGAGACACAAAUACAGCAAGAUAGGCUACAGUCACUUCCAGUUACACCAGAGUGUUAUAGUUCUGAUGAAGAACUUGAAGAUAUACAAGAGGAGGAUGAAGAUACUUUGGAAUGGGAAAACCAAAGGGAGCGAAGAGAAAGUCUAGAAUCGCUUGAUGAGUUUGGCAGAAAACUGCAGCAUGACUACACUCAGAGAGGCAGUGAAAGUGCAAAACCACCUCCUCAAGCUCAUCCCGCAAAUGCAGGUGCAGAGUUAACAGAUGAGGAGUUUAUGCGAAGGCAGCUCUUGGAAAUGAGUGCAGAAGAGGACAAUUUGGAAGAUGAGGACUUGGGCAGUCAUACAUGCCAUGUUAGUAUGAAAAAGAGUAAAAAACCUAACUCAGAAUCCAAAAAACAAAGUAUUUCAAAGAGACAUCAGAAUCUUAAUGCAACCAGCAGUUAUGAAGGUACAUCAAUGGAAAAUUAUGGGCAAGAAGAAAGCCAGUCAUGGCAAGAACAGAAGGAACACGAUGAUACCCAUGCAGAAUCUAUAAAUCAAGCGGAAGACUCAGUGGGGGAACCAGCUGGAUUACGGCGUUUUAAGACUAUUGACUUGAACACCACAAAUACCUAUACAAGUAGAAGUAUUGAAGUUUGCAAUGAAGCAGAUCUUAAUACUGACAGAGAACCUGAACUUGAGAUGGAAAGUUUAACAGGGUCACCAGAUGAAAAGUCUAAGGGUGAAUAUUCAUCCACAUUGCCUGCCUCAACACCUACAUUAUCAUCGGGCACGUCCCCUACCUCUGUCUCGUCGCUCGAGGAAGAUAGUGAUAGUAGUCCAAGUCGAAGGCAUAGACUUGAGGAAGUUAAACAGCAGAGAAAGGCAAGACAUCGUUCACAUGGGCCUCUGUUGCCAACCAUUGAGGACUCUUCUGAGGAAGAAGAACUACGGGAAGAAGAAGAGCUUCUUCGAGAACAGGAGAAAAUGCGUGAAGUUGAACAGCACCGUAUCAGAAGCACAGCAAGGAAAGCAAAGAGGGAUAAAGAAGAAUUGAGGGCACAAAGAAGGCGUGAAAGAUCCAAAACACCACCAAGUAAUCUUUCUCCCAUUGAGGAUGCUUCUCCCACAGAGGAGUUGCGUCAAGCUGCAGAAAUGGAAGAACUUCAUCGUUCAAGCUGCUCUGAGUAUUCACCAACCAUGGAUUCUGAAGCUGAAGGUUUUGAAAUAACAACCUGUAGGUUGUACAAGUCAGGUAGUGAAUACAACCUCCCUUCAUUUAUGUCCUUGUAUUCUCCAACGGAAAAAUCAUCAAAUUCGGCAGCAAAUCAAAAACCAUUGAAAAGCGCAGAGGAAGCAUAUGAGGAAAUGAUGAAAAAGGCUGAAAUGCUAAAGUCACAGCAACCAACACAAGACACGUCUUAUAGCAGCGCUUAUCAGCCAGAUGAUUACAUUGAGAAUAAUUACAAAUACCAAUCAUCAGAUAAGUCCAAUUACUCAAAGAGUGAGAUACCAUUACCCCAGCCAACCAUAAAAACAGAGCCUCAGAAAGCAAAGCGGGAUAAAGAAGAAUUGAGGGCACAAGUACAUGAGGACACAUCAAAGACUGGAGCACAAACUCCCAAAUUGUCCCAUUCACCAUCACUUGACCUUCGCCUCCAGCAACAAAAUGCCCAAGUGCAAAAUCUUGAGCGGUCUCACCAGGAAAAGAAGCUUCUUGAUGCACAAAGUGCUUAUAUUGAACUCGCAAGGCAAACGGAUGCACUCCUUACACCUGGCACAAGUCCCACACAGUCAUCUGCCCCAAUUUCUUUUAUAACAUCCAACAGUAAUAGAGGCAUCCCUGAUGUUCGGGUAACGCGGUAUUUCACCAGAGACAUGCAGGAACAAAGCCAUACUGCAAAACCCAUGGGAACAAAUGUUAACAAUUCACAAAUAGCUACGGCUUCUUACACAACGUACAAUAAAAGAUCAGCUGUGACAGUGGCCACUGCAGUAGUGGGUCUGUCCUCCAGUAGUGCAGGGUCUAUAGAUCGAUCUGCAGGAUACAGUCAAAUAAGACCUUCAGAUCCUGGAAUGUCAGCACAUUACAAUACUCAAAGUAAUAAUACUUCUGGGGCUAAGAAAUUUGGUGAAUCAUAUGGGUUGUCAAGCACUGAUGGGACAUCCACACAAACAACUGAGAACUUUUUCAAAAGUUCCAGUUCUGAAGGACCUAUUUCCCCUUCUGUACAGAGAUCUAUCGCUCGAAUAAACAUGUCGACAAGUCCUAUGGCAGGUAGUAAAUCAACUGCAGAAUUUUCAACGCAGACUUCAAAUAACAGAGUUUUGUCACCUUCCAGCAUGGGCAUGGCUUCAACACCAUCCACAGUGAUGGCACAAGGAACUCAGACUUCAGUGAGGUCAUCCCGCCUCACCAGGCAAAUAUCCUCUCCUGACUCCACGUUCAUGGUCAUUACUCUGGCAUCAAACAUUUCGUCCUCAUCCCAGCCAUUAACUGUUAAUUCAGCUACUUCCCCCAGCAACUCACCUACGAGGCUGAGUCGGCAACAAAGCCUACAGGGCUGGACGCAGCCGAUGAUUGCUUCAUCACAUCAGCAGAUGCAGAUGCAAAUGCAGUCCAUGUACAACAAGUCUUCUUCACAAGGUGAUCGAGUAUCUAUAAUUCAGCCAUUGCAGAGAGGGCAAAUAUCAUCGGUUAUCACGGCUUCUAAUAUGGUUGGCCCAGGUUUAGAAAAUACUUCCUUAAAUGAAGUUUCAAGGACAUGUAGCUCAAUUGUAGAUCUUCGAACAGCUAUUAAGUCACCUCCUGUCAUAAUAACAGAUCAUGGCAUGGAUUUGACAUCCUUGGCUACGGAAAGUAGGAAAUACUCGCUUGAAUCAGACCAACUUCCAUCUCGUCAAUCCACUGCUGUGCAGCCAUUAAUCAUGAAUCUUAAUGUGCAGGAACAUCCACAAAUAAGCACAACUGCUACAACAAGCAUGGGGAUAACAAUAACGUCAUCAAUGGUAAUUUCACAGACAAAAGUGCCGAAGAUAUAUGGCGAUCCUUUCCAGAAUCGUAUGGACCUAGGUCAUGGUACUGCAAAAGCAAUUUGUCUCAUGCAAACAAAACAGCUAGAAUCAAUGGUUCAACCCCCUCCUGGUAUAGAGAGUGGAAGCAACAUUGAUAUGGCAACUGUUAUGGCAAGAUCAGAUCUAGAUAGUCAAAUCCAACCACAUUUUGCUCGAUUUAACUUGGCUAAUCAAAUGACUCCGGUGCGUAAAGUUGACAUUUUAGUGAAUCAGAGCAACAUCAAUAAUGCCAUAAAUAUUAGUGCCAUUCCUAAGCCAUUACCUCAAGACAGUGCUUUUAUUGCCUCACAGGUAAACAAAGAAGCAUCUCUGGAAUUAAAGCCAUCUGCUCCCCUAGCCAACGUGCAUGCAGUGAAAAUACAUGAUACACUGGUGCAACUGGACAACACAGCAGCUGGCACUGUCACAAAGUUGAUAAAAGAUGAUCACCCGUCCAAUGUAAUGGAUUUGACAGGACCAAAACCAGAAGGGGCUGUUUGUUGUGACGUUGUGUAUAAAUUUCCUUUUGCUGAUAGCUGCACAGGUUCAUUUAACCAAGGAUCACAAGUCCCAGAGCUAGCAACAUAUGAACCACAACAAAGUCAAAGGAAAACUGCUCAUCAAUACUAUGACAACAGAAUUCAGGAACCUGUUGAUAGUUACCACUAUAAAGAACCCAUGGCUGCUUACAAGGACGGUCUUAACUUGUAUGAAGAGCACAAAACAUUUCCGAUGGUAUUCUCUGGUCGACUGCACUCAUCUAUGUCAGACUCCAAUCUGCUGGAGUCCAGCAUUAAUUACAAUUUAUUAAAAAACGAAUCUCUUUAUCACCCAACUGGAGGUGAUAUGGCUGUAGAUCUGAGUACAAUGAAAAAUCCCUACGGUUUAUCAUUUAAUCAGGCAAGGGACUGGGGUCUUGGAAUGCAGUAUGGCUCCUUCACUGAUCUUAGACAGCAGUCUGAUAUCCUCAGCCAACCCCCACCGAUCAGAAGAUAUAGUUCAAUGUCUAAUAUUAACUCAGAUUAUGGAUAUUCGAUGCGCGAUGAUCUGUCAAAUUUUCAGGAGGCCAGUUUGGCCCAUUACAGUGCGACCACUGCUCGGGAAAUCAGCAGGAUGUGUGCAGCUUUGAAUUCCAUGGACCAUUAUGGAAGCCGGUACGCAAACAGUUCAGAUUCUAUGCAGUAUGGGACACCUGAUCCAAAUGCACGAUGCGAUGGGCUUUCAAGAAGCAGUAUGAUGAUAAACCAACAAGGAAUGUCUCCAGUAAAACAAAACCUGAUGUACAAUCCAACAUUCUCUGAUUCUCGGCGGCGCAUUGCAGCUCGUGGCUAUGGCAGUGUGCCACAUGCUGUACGCAUGAGAUCUGUAAGCCAGAUGUAUCCUCCAACUGCAUCUGUGAGAGCACCGGACGGCAUGAUUUACUCUACAAUCAACACCCCAAUUGCUUCCACUCUUCCUAUUACAACGCAGCCAUCAUCUAUCCUGCGCCCUAUGUUGAGAGGUAUUUACAGACCCUAUUUGCCUGGUGGUGUCACAGCGGUGCCUUUAGCCAGGUUGACCAGACUUCCCCUCGUUGCACCACGGAUGCCUGCCGCAACUUCCCCAAUGUAUCGGUAUCUGCCACCAAACAAAUUUACUGGCGUUUCUACAACUUCAGCAGGUGAAACACCAAUCUAUCUGGGAAAGCCUGGUACAGAUCCCACAGCUAAUGUUAAAACUGCAGGUAUGAAUGUCAUUCAAAAUGUACCAAGUCAAACCAUGCAGAGGCCUGAACAAAGUGAUAUUGCUCAACAACAAAGUGCUUUAGCUUCCAUGGCCCAGAAAUUUAACGCUGAGGCUAAUCAGUCUAAACAGCAGCCAGACUUGGGGAUCUUGCGGCAGCAGCAACAACUCCAGCAACAGCUUCAGCAGCAUCAGCAACUGCAGCAACAAUUCCAGCAACAAUUGCAGCUUCAGCAGCAGCAACUGCAACAGAAUCAUCAGCAGCAAGUGCAGCAGCAGCACCAACAGCCAGUGCAGCAACAUCAACAACAGCCAGUGCAACAGCACCAACAGCCAGUGCAACAGCACCAACAGGCAGUGCAACAGCACCAGCAGCCAGUGCAACAGCAAAUGCAGCAGCAUCAACAGCAGCCAGUGCAGCAUCAACAACAGCCAGUGCAGCAGCAUCAACAACAGCCAGCAAGUGCAACAGCAGCAACAACAACAGCAAAUGCAGCAGCAUCAACAGCAGCAACUGCAGCAACAACAACAGCCACAGCAGCAGCAUCAACAACAGCCAGUGCAACAGCAUCAACAACAGCCGGUGCAACAGCAUCAACAACAGCAGCCAGUGCAACAGCAUCAACAACAGCCAGUGCAACAGCAUCAACAACAGCCAGUGCAACAGCAUCAACAACAGCCAGUGCAACAGCAUCAACAACACCCAGUGCAACAGCAGCAACAACACCCAGUGCAACAGCAGCACCAACAGCCAGUGCAGCAGCAGCAACAAUACCCAGUGCAACAGCAGCAGCAUCACCAACAGCCAGCGCAGCAGCUACACCAACAACCAGCGCAAGCAGCUACAGCAAGUGCAGCAGCAUCAACAACAGCCAGUGCAGCAGCAGCAACAACAGCCAGUGCAGCAGCAUCAACAGCAGCCAGUGCAGCAGCAUCAACAGCAGCCAGUGCAGCAGCAGCAGCAACAACAGCCAGUGCAGCAGCAGCAACAACAGCCAGUGCAGCAUCAUCACCAACAACCAGCGCAGCAGCUACAGCAAGUGCAGCAGCAUCAACAACAGCCAGUGCAGCAGCAGCAGCCAACAGCAAGUGCAACAGCAGCAUCAACACACAGAGAAGCAGCAAAAUCAGGACCGAGAACAGCAUGAACAGAAAGAGCAGCAGCUACAAAAGCAGUUGCAGCAAUUGUUGCAGCAACAACUGCAUCAACAGAAGCAGCAGGAGGCUCAGCAGAGCGAUGCUGCAAGGACUGGUGCCAGUCGGAGGAAGCAGGAAGAAAAAGAGGAAGAGCACCAGCGAAAGCAACAGCAAGAUCAUAUUCUGUUCAUUGAGCGGGAACGUGUGGAGCUGGAAAAGCUGAGGCACCAACGUCUGCAGGAAGAGCUGGAGCGCCAGCGGUUGGAGUUGCAGCGGCAUCGGGAGAAUGAGCAGAUCAUUGUGCAGCGUGAACUUCAGGAGCUGCAGACCAUCAAGCAGCAGGUUCUACACCAGCAGCAGGAGGAGAGGCAGGCCCAGCUUGUUUUACAGCGGGAGCAGCUGGCACAGCAGAGGCUGCAGCUGGAACAGAUUCAACAGCUGCAGCAGCAACUCCACCAUCAGAUGGAAGAGCAGAAGGUCCGAAAUACCGUAAGUUUUCCCUCAGUCUGUGAUGCAUCUGGUAGAAUCCACCCACACCCUAUGACAGAGAUGGCUAUUGAGAUGCAAAAAGCAAUCCCACAAAGUGGACAGUACUGGCCUGUAAACCAAGGCUAUGUAGAAGGUGCCUCAGUUCCCACAACGGGCCAAGAAACAUAUCUAUCCCCACAUCAUAGAGUGAUGAUGGAGCCACCACAUCGGUCCACUUCUGAACUUUCCCUUCGACCUGAAGAGCACUUGGAAAAUAGAGGCAUCAGGAAACGAAAUUCAAUGCCUAGAUUAAGGGAUGCUUAUGAGGGAAAUGAUUCAUCAUUGCGCGACCAGUUUGUUGUUAAGAAAAUAGCAGACUGCAGUGUACAAACUGAUGACGAGGAAGCAGAAGAAAGCUACUACAUGGCUCGUCGGAGAAGAACUAAGCGGAGUGUGGAUUGCAGUGUGCAAACAGAUGAUGAAGAUAAUGGAGAAAUGGAGCAACCUACUCGCAGGCGCCGCUCCAGAUUCUCAAAGCACUCGGAUUCAAGCACAGAAAGCAAACGAGAAAUGUUAAAGGCGACGACGUCGAGUAUUGCCAUACAAACGGUCAGUGAUUGCUCUGUACAAACAGAUCCAAAUGAGCUUGGACCAGUUUCACCUGCCAUCCACAUCACGCCUGAUCCACGUGUGGAAAUUGUGAGGUAUAUAUCUGCUCCUGAGAAGACCCGCAAAGGAGAGAGUCUUGGUUGUCAGACUGAGCCUGAAGCACAGCCACAGGGCAUCGUUGGUCCUCACUUUGCAAGUUCUAACACUGUUAAUCCCUACUCUACUAACAUACAGAUUGUAACACCCGGCCCACUGGAUCAAACCAAUGUCAGGCAGCAAGGAAUCAUGAUUGUUCCAAAGUUUGACAAAAAGAAACCAGAUCCUUUGGAAAUAGGAUAUCAAUGUCACCUUCCACCUGAACGUUUGCCUCAAAUGAUUCGCCAGCCUCCUAAGUCUCCGCAGGUGCUGUAUUCUCCUGUAUCACCACUGUCCCCACAUCGGCUAUUAGAUACAUCCUUUACUUCUUGCGAGAAGCUAAAUAAAGCCCACGUCACUCCACAGAAACAUUUUACCACAGAGUCACCUAAACGACAACAAGGUCUGCCUCGGCCAAUCAAGGUGAUGCAGCGCUCCAUGUCGGACCCAAAGCCUGUCAGCCCGACUUCAGAAGAUUCCGGAAAACUGAGAUUUUUUGUUCCUCAUCAACAAGAUCUAUAUGGAAGUCAGAUUGGAAUCUUACAGCAAAGCACUCUGAAGAAAGUGAAAAGAACACUUCCAAGUCCCCCACCUGAAGAAAUUAUGCAUGGUAGUGUACCACUUCAUCCACAGUUAUUUGGUUCCUCACUGCCUCGCAAACGGGGACCCCUACCUGACCAGAUCACUCGUGAUAAACUCCUAAAGGAUAUCAGUCACGAACUGGAAAAAGUAGAGCAAGAAUCAAACAAACUUCAAAAAAAACAGGCAGAGCUUGAUGAAGAGGAAAAAGAAAUUGAUGCAAAACUACGAUACAUCGAGCUGGGAAUCAAUCGAAGGAAGGACUCUUUUGUCAAAGAUCCAACAAAGCGAGAUAUGGGUUAUGUACGGGGUCUGGGGGAAGACAGGGAUUAUAUGUCGGACAGUGAAGUUAGUAAUGUCAGAAUGUCUUCAUACAAUAGCAACAAUGUCGUAGCUAGACCUCACACUGCUCCAGUUAAUCAGUACUCUGAAUUUUCAAUAGCCCAGCACCCAACCACAUCUCAUUAUCCUCCAUUACAGGUCACUCCUCAGGGUAUGACAAACUAUCAACAUGGAGGAUAUCAACAACUCCAUUAUGCAGUUCCCAAUACUUACCCACCACAAAACAAUUAUCAGUCUCAUCCCACUUUACAUUCUCAAAACACCUUUCAGCCACAGCAAUAUCCGCAGAACACAAACUACCAGACUGACAGUAAUUUACAGAACAUGGUUGGAUUUCAGACACCUAACCAGUACAAUACUCAUACCACCUAUCCAAAUCCAGGUCCCUUCCAACCUGCUCAGUAUCAGCCACAGGCAAACGUCCCAACACAACAUCAGAAGCCAAGGCAGACAUCAUUGGCUGAUCUUGAACAGAAGAUACCCACCAAUUAUGAAGUAAUUGGUAACACAAAUGUAAUUAUUUCUGCAGCUCCAUCUGAGAAGGUGUACACAACGACAACAGUGAGUAACAACUAUGACCAAUACAAGAACACAGAGUUGAGAGUUGCUGAUAGUGGAAGUGCAAUUGAAAGUCCUUCAACUAACUAUUCAGUGGAUUCCCUGUACGCAAACCUAGAGCACAAUAUUUCUCGCAAUUAUGUUAUGAUUGAUGAUAUAAGUGAAUUGACCAAAGAGAAUACCUCAGCAACGGAAACUCAGAAAGUAGAACCACCUCCUCAACCUAAUAAUACAAGACAUGUAAAAGAAAAGAAUGACUUCAUGGAGACAACCAAUUCUAAUAGAACCCAUGCAUACAAUAAAGCUGGUGAUGACUCAGAGGAAGACAUGUAUGACCCCCAAGUAGCAGACCAUCGAGGAAAGAAUGGAUACCAAAGGAAUUCAGAUAGCCAUGGCAGAAUAUCAAAUAGCUCAGGUGGAUCGCCCUAUUACUAUGCAGAUAGCAAUCAUAAACAUUCCCCCCGAACAGACAAGCACAAUUCUUCUUAUGGCUCACAAAAGCAUCCAUCGAAGCAGCAAGCUCCCGCCGUGGUGUCAACCAAACGCAGCAAACACAGAAAACAAAAUAUAGAACAGAAAAUCUCCAAGUUUUCACCGAUAGAGGAAGCUAAGGACGUAGAAUCUGAUUUUGCUUCGUAUCCUACAACAUCAGCAACAGGGAACACUGUAAUACUGAAGGCACAGAAGCUUCAAGAUGAGAUAACAUACGGUCUCAAGAAGAAUAUUUAUGAACAUCAGAGAUAUACUGGUCAUGGCAGCAGAGAAUCGCUGCAGGAUUCUGAGAGAGGCUACAACAACGGCAACAGAUCAAGGUCUUCCUCAAUGUAUGGAAUGGAUAAGUCUGGAAGAGAAGCUGCUAGUCCUCGAAGUAAAUCUUAUGAAAGGGAUGCAAUGGAACGGUCUCAAAAGGCAGGAAUGGGCCAUAGUCGACGUUGUCCGAUAAGAGCUCAAGCAUCCCAAGACGAAGGUCCUUUGAGUCCUGUGGGAAGUCAGAUGAAUGCAAGACACUCUAGAGAACCACUCCCACCAAACGUUGUUGACAGCCGAUCUCAGUUUGGCUCUAGCCACUCCCUGCCUGAUGUGCAGGAUGGAAAAGAGACAUCACGUAGCCAUACUUACAGAGAGGAUGACGGUUAUGUCAUGGAUGAUAUGCACUGUGCUGUGUCUGACAGCGAAGCCUAUCACUUGGGCCAAGAGGAGACAGACUGGUUUGAGAAGCCAAGGGAGCGUUCUAGGCAUUACGGUGGACAGUCUUCGUCACAGAGACGUGGCUACCGAACCCAUCCACGGCGUGACUAUGAUGAGCCAACAGAAGACUCAUGGCACUCGGCAGAUCGUUCACAGUCACGCUAUUCCUCGAAGGAGCACCAGAAGCAGUCUGCAUAUCAGUACGGGGAGCCUGCCCGCCAUUCGUCACGCCAUGCAGUUGAAGAACCAUCUCGAAAGUCAUCGAGGCAGCAUGCAAAAGAGCAAUUUCGCCAAGAAUCCCGGCAAUAUUCUCAACAGUCUUUGCCGAAAAGAAGCCAACAAUCGGAGCAGAGAUCGCAACGAGACGCUCACCUUGGUUCUGCAGAAUGGACCCAGCCUCGAUCAUCUUCCGGGCACCACGUGGAUGCCGAGCCGCCACGAGCCCAGAAGCACUCGCAGCAACAGCAACAGUUAACCAGAAAACAGGCAGAAUCUCCAUCCCCCCAACAGCAAGCACGGACCCAGCACAGUCAGCCUCCUCCAGCACGGCAAAAUCAUUCACAGCAGCCGGCGCGGCAGUCAGCGUCACAAGCCCGACAGCCUCAACCAUCCCAAGUGCAGUCACCAUCACAAGUACAGCCACAACAACAGCAACAGCGCCAACCUCAGCCACAGCAACGGGCACGGCAGCCUCAGCAGCAGCAGCCUCAGCAGCAGCAGCCUCAGCAGCAGCAGCCGCAGCAGCAGCAGCAGCAGCAGCAGCAGCAAGCACGGGCUCCGCAACAAGAGCCACGGCAAACCCAGCAGCAGCAGCAGCAGCCACAACAACAAAAACAGCAGCAACCACAGCAGCAACCACAGCAGCAGCCUCCACAGCAGCAGCCACAGCAGCCACCACAGCAGCAGCCGCCACCACAACAGGCACAGCAGCAACAGACAGUUCAGCAACCAGUCGGGCAACAACAGCCUCAACCUCAACCUCAACCCCAGGCACAACAGCCACAAACAAGGCCUACCAUGGCAAAGGUGGAUCAAACAACGACUGCAAAGCCUACAGUAAAACAAGCCGCUGCACCGCAAAGAGCUGCUAACGUACCAGGUUCAAAAGCAGGCGAAGAAAAAGAGGGUGAUAUUGGAGCUUUUGUUACCAAGAUGUUGCCAGGAGCAGCUGCUGAGCAGGCUGGGAAGCUGACUGAAGGCAUCGCUUCUUUUGGCCGUAAAUUAACAUCAUUUUGGUGAUCGCACUGCUCUAAGGAAAGAUAGUGUGGGAUUGGAGAAAGGUGUAACAUACUGGAAAAACCUAUGAAGAAUCAGAAAACAUUCAAUAAGAAACUUAAGAACAUGGGACUCUGUGUAUACUGUAAUGAGGAAGAGGCACAAUUGAGACCUGAAUGGCAGCAGGAUAGUAAAUAUGCACAUCAAAUGGAGCAACUGUUUUUUCCAAGCCUGGCAGAAGGACUGCAGAACAUCUUCAGUAUUGAAGGCCAGACAGCAACAGGAAGCCACGAUUCCGUGCGAGGGCAGAGAAUGAAUUACCUCACUGUCUUAACACGGCACUGCAGGAAAAAUUACCCCAGCAUCUGACAGCUUUGCCAAGGAUUGUCCCAUAGUGGAAAUAGUAAGCCAAAGCUCGUCAGUGUCUGUCUAUGCAAUGUGAAGAGGAAAACGCGUCUGAGAAGAAACGUCAUAAUUUGCUGAGACUUUAAACAAGGUUGGCUGUGCCUUAUGUAUUUUGCAGGUUGGCUGAAGAAGCUUUUUCGAGAAUCUGAUGUCUUUGGUUCUCAGGAUAACUUUACACAUGGGCACAGAAAGAAAAUUUGGAAGCCAACAUUUGACCAAGUUCAAACUGCUUGUUUGGUGGAAUUUUAAAAGUGAAGCAUUCAGGCCUUGAGAACUGAGCUAUUGGCUAUCACUGACAACUUUCAGUGAUGGUUUGGAGAUGCCUUCUGCCUCAUGAUGAAUAUUUGGAAUUAUUUAACCUCCAAAUGAUGUUUGCAGAAUUUGGGAUUCCUUAUGCCUGGGCUUGCUCAGUGCCCUCUUUUCUUGGACCCUGGAGGGACAGGCAGCAUGCACAGAGUCCAGUUUCUCUCUUGAGCUUUUGAUCUUCAUAGGUUUUACUGUAUUCAUAGACUAGAAUUCCUUGAGGUGAACCUACUACCUUUUUUAGGGCUGGGAGCAAAAGCUCCAUUUUCCCCAAACAUUCCACUCUUUUGUUCAUUUUCCAGCUAAUUCUUUGAGAUGGGCAGGUGUAGCGAAACGUGCACAACUCUGUGGACCCAGAAGCAUUCUGGAAAAGAAUGCCAGUACUCAGCCCCUUACCCAGGACCUAGCACUGUUCAAUGAUUGUGAAACACAAACACUGGUCACACAAACCAAAAGUGUUAAAAAGUAAUCACAUCACUGGCGACAUCUGGAUUGACAUUGUGGACAGACAUGCCAUGCAGUUAUCACAAGCUAUUUCAUUACAUUGCUAUAGAUGUAUUCCACGCAAUGUUUUUACAUUAACAUGCUUGCCUGUAUUUCAAUGUAUGCUAUUUUGAAAUCGCCUUAAUCAUUCCAAUUUUGUAUACCUCAAAAGACUUUUGUUUCUCGCUUUCGGACAACCUGCAUUUUUUUUUCCUCAUCGCUACACAGUACUGGAUUUGUAUUGGGUAGAAAAGGAGGGAUGGUACUAUUAGAAGCAAUAGGUCAGUGGUAGGCUGACAAGAGCACAAAUGUGGAGGAGAAAGCAUGCCUCUGCCCUGCAUUUAUGGUAAUGUGCAAUUCAUUUGGGCUUCCAUUCAUCAGAAUAAGAUGAAGGAAAACAAUUACCAAUUCAGAUUUUCUAUGCAAUGAUAAGAAAACUGUGUUAAUAUUUAAUACUGAAUUUAAUGUUACAUAUGGCGUAAAUUAAAAUGAUAUUGAUAUUGAGAAGCAAUGUUUGUAACUGUAACUCAUUGAUUGGCAUAACCUGUCAAAAGUGGGGUGUUGCUGAACAAUUGACAGGAUCAGUUGCCAAAGGCAUAGCCACAUUAAAGCAGUGAGUUAGUAGUGUGCAUGUCUGUCUGCAGAGCAUGACUUGCUGAUUCAGUGCUUGCCUUCCAUUUAGUAUUGCAGUUGUUAGUGUUGCCCAUAUUAAAUAUAUUGUAUGCACUUGCUAUUGGCAAGCCAUAACUAAGGAAAUUCUAUACUUGGAGAGACCUACCUGGUCACCCAUGGGAAUUCCCAGUCCUUGAGCACGCUAGUUCUGUUCAAGGUAUCCAAAGAGGGAUUCCUACCCUCUCAGCUCAUCUAGCUCACUGUUUCUGGAAUGGCAAUUCCCAAUUCAGAAGUACUUAAGCAUAUUUCCAUUAUGUCUUCUAAAACAAAUGCUAAACAUAGAAAUCUUGACCAGAGAAAGCUGCAUUAUGGUUUAAUAUGACCUCAUGACAGUAGGUUGGAGAAUAUUGAUUAUUUUCUUACCAUUGAGCUUUGGAAGGUCAAACUGUUUGUGUUAAAAAUGUUGAAUCCAAAAGUUUUGCAUUUGAAUCCAAAAGGAAUUUCUUUGUUUCUUAACCCCUUGCAAUAUGCCUACUUUAUUUCCUUCUCUGUAAUAUUACCCUUGGUACUAUGGUAAUCUAUCUUGAAAAAAAUGAGAUUAUAAAUUCUUCCCACACACCCAAUAUCAAUAUAAUCAAUUCAACUGCUGGAGUUCCGAUUUUAAAACAUAGUCAUCAUUGAUCCUCUGAGGUUCAGAUUUAUCUACCACCAGCUACUUCACAUUUUGCUUAUGCCUUAGACUAUCAGCCUAAUACUUCUACCAUAUCGCUAGCUGAAACCCAGAAAAUAAUUUUGAUCGUGGGUAUGUUUAUUCCAGUUGACCCAUUUGAUUCCAUCACAAGCCCCUCAAGUCAACAGCAGAGCCAUUAUUAUUCAUUUUUUUGCAAAGAUUCUUGUAGGUGCCAUUCUUUCUAGGCUGGUUGGCUUUGUUGCCUACUGUUCCUUCCCCAUAAACACCUUUGAUUAUAGUAUAACCAGUAUCUAUUAUCAUCCAUAUUCUGUCAUUAACCUGUUAGAAUGCACCAAUGUAUGCAACUGCAUCAAUAAUCAUCUCUCGAAAAAAAAAAAAUUAAUCUAAUUUUCAAAUCUAAUUUCAGAAUAUCCAGCAUUAAAAAUGUACAUAAAAUUAAUUGUGAAUCUAUAUGAAAGUGUAUAUUUUAAAAGCUAUAAAAGAUUUAUUGUUGAUAAGUUUAACGCAUUUAGAUUGUAGAUGAUUUCCGGGGAUGUGCAAUCAAAGAUUACUUCCUCUCAGUGUGGUAGUUGUGAAUGAAGAAAACAGAUGAUGUCUGUAAACCACUGCCACCACCCAUGAGAGUUAGCGUUCUCACCUCACAGAUGCAGAAGAGUGAAUUUCAUUCAAUCUUUCUCAAGCCACUCGUGGCCUGAUGUUUUCAUGCCACUUCAUUCAAAAGAAAACCCCAGUACGGAAAAUGAAACUUCAACAUUGGAAAAAUCAUCAUUUGUCAAAGUGGAAAAAUUAGUAUUAGAAGGGAAAUUAAUAUUUAAAUUAAUUUAAAGCUCUCACGAUUGGCAUCUCAAGCAAGGGUGAUAACACAGUGAACGCCGUGCAAACAUUCAGUAGAGAUGGACAUAAUAGACAAACAGUUGAGACCAAACUAUAAUCUCCAUGAAACAGGCUGUUCCUCAGGUUUUUUAAACACAUAUGGAGUUCUUUCAUCUAGGGGCCUGCAUAGUACAUAAAGGGUUACACUCACUGUCAAGUAAUUAGUGAUGGGCAUUAAUUGCUGGCCUUGCUUAUAACACCCACAGCCAGUACAAAAAGAUAUGUUGAUGCUCUAAUGCUGAAUUACUGGACUGUCACCAUUAAAGAACAUAACUGAGCUAUGCGAAUACCAAAAUAGCCAUUAAGUAGUCAAAAUUAGUGUGACAGUAUUGGAAAAUACCCUGCAGAUUCCAUGUACUGCACAUUACUAAUCAGCAUAGUCCCUAGACUCAGCCAUGUGGUUCAUUGUACACUGGCCAGGUUGAAUUACAAAACAAGAGUACGCACAGUCAAUAUCUAAAGCAGAAUUAAUAUAUAUUUUGUUCAGACACAUGCACGUAAAGUGAUACUUCAAGUGCACAAUGAUUCUAAAUGUAAACUGACUGCGGUACAUGUCAGGAGAUGUUUACAAAUAAUUCUAUUAAUCAUGCAGAUUCUUAAUUACAUUUGUGCAGUCUUUGAACAUUCAUUUGGAUUUCAAACAUGACUCAGGUUCAUCACCAAGCAAAUAUUCACUUAACGUGAAAAGUGUACACAUUUAAUAUGAAAUUGAGGACUGCAGAUGGAACACAUGCAAUGCAUGUCCUUUAUACGAACAGCACAAGUACACUGGCCACAGUAUAAAAAUCAAACAAAUUUGUCACUGACAUCAAAUUAUCACUCAGCUUUAUAAAAACCUCAAUCAUUUUGCAAUCACUAGUUUAUCAGUCAAGUUACUAUCUCAUCUCGCAGCUCAUCUGUUGUCCUCAUUCAUUAGUAAACCACAUUUCCAAGGGGAGGCAUCGCACUGAAUUCUCAGUGAAAGUGAAUUGUUAGAGGAGGGGGAAAUGAAUGAUAUUUAGAACCAAUUAGGCCCAAUAAUUAUAUUUAAGAGACAGCCCAGAUAACCGAAUGGAUUAAGAUGGGGAGCAAUUAAAACUCGAGACUGAUCUCAGGGUGUUAAUAAAGAAACCACGAUAGGUCCAGGCAUCGUGAGCCAAGCAGAGAAUAAUUUUGCUAAGUUCUCACAUCUAAUCAUGCACUGUAAAAUUAAUGUGUAUGGAAAUUUUAAGAGCUUCGAUCACAUCUUUCCCUCCCGCGCUCUUAAUCCAACAGUCUGAUAACCUGUUCUCAGUCUAUGAAUAAAGACUGGCUGGAGUGUGAAAGAAUAGCACCUGCUCGGGGAACUAUACACCAGCGAGGGAUCAAUGUCAAUAGAUGUAAAAGAAAAAGAAUAAAAAGUUCCUGCUUGUGCUGUAAAAUAUUGAAGUGUUUAAUGUUGGUAUCUUGCUUAUUUGAAUGCUCCAUUUGGUUCCCUCAAAUUUCAAAUCAGUAUUUGAUGAGAACUCCUGAAGAACUGAAUACCCCUAACUCUCCACUCUGUUUUUACCUGGUGCUUUACAUUCUAAUCUUCCUCUUUCAUCUGAUAGCAGGUAAAAUUUCUCUCUCAGCUCCAGUGCCUGUAUCCAUGGGAGCUCCAAGUAUACCCUAAGAGGUGGGAGAUAUGGACUAUAGAUCAUUGCUCCCCAAGUAGGAUCAUUUAGUUUCCCCAGUUCCUCCUUUUUUGUUGCCUGUCCAAUCCCUGUUUUAGCCCUUUUCCCCCAAUAAAAUGAAUUUUCAGUUAGUGCAGCCUACAUUUUAUUCAAGAUUAAACAUUUGAAUGCAGUUGAUUGACUGCUGAAAAUGAUACCCGUUUCUUUCUUGUAAAUAAUUGUAUAGCGUGUAAAUCUCAUUCAGAUUAUUUAAACAGCCACUGGGUGUGUUUCACACAUGCCAGCAAUCCUGCCAAUUCAUGCUUGUUUAAAAAAAAAUUAAAAAGCAAAAAAAACACCGUGUUUGCGGCUGAUUCGUAUAGACUGUUGAAAUAUUGUAUUCAGUUGUUAUCGUGUAGAGUUUUUACAUGUUGUGUAUGAAAAUGAAGUGACUUCCUAAUAUAAACCUAACUUCCAUGUAUUUGGAAAGAGGAGUGCAAAACUCACUGUUAUAAGUGCAAUGAAUAAUUCCUUGUUUGAACAUUGUAAAUGUAUGUAUGCUGCACUGUAUACUGUGGUUGUAGUAUUGAAUAUAUGAUAUUGUAUAAUGUGGUUGUGUAAAAUGUGUCUGACCAAAUCAUUUCCAUGGAAACCAAUAAAGACCUUGAUUUAAAAAUGUUAUGCUGGAGGUGAUUUGUCAUAACAAAGUCGACGAAAAAUAGAUUCACAAAACAUUGAGUUGACAGAGGAGAACCAGUAGAUUGUAUUUGGAUUUUCGGAAGGAAUCUGCUAAUGUACUCCCUGCCACAGAAGGUAGUUGAGGCCAGUUCAUUGACUAUAUUUAAGAGGGAGUUAGAUGUGGCCCUUGUGGCUAAAGGGAUCAGGGGGUAUGGAGAGAGGGCAGGUACAGGUUACCGAGUUGGAUGAUCAGCCAUGAUCAUAUUGAAUGGCGGUGCAGGCUCGAAAGGCCGAAUGGCCUACUCCUGCACCUAUUUUCUAUGUAUAAGCCCAGAGUAGGUGAAUCGAGGACCAGAGGACAUAGAUUUAAGGUGAAGGGGAAAGGAUUUAAUAGGAAUCUGAGGGAUAACUUUUUUUUUACACAAAGGGUGGUGGGUGUAUGGAACGAACUGCCAGAGGGGGUAGUUGAUGCUGGGUCUAUCCCAACAUUUAAGAAACAGCUAGGCAGGUACAUGGGUAGGACAGGUUUGGAGGGAUAUGGGCCAAACGCAUGUGGGACUUGUGCAGCUGGAACAUGUUGACUGGUGUGGGCAAGUUGGGCCGAAGUACCUGUUUCCACACUGUAUGACUAUGUCACUUGAAAAGGUGGUGUAUGAUAUUAGAACUCAUAGCAUUAGAGGGGAAGUGCAUAAGCUUGUAUUGAAGAUUGAUUAUCUCAUGUAAUACAGUGAGAAAUAAACAGGCAGGCUGGAAGGACAUAACCAUGUGUCAAUUAUUGGCCCUCAAUUAUUUAUAAUUUAUUGUUAAUAACUUGGAGGGUGAAAGAUUGUAAAGUAUCCAUCCAAAUUUGACAGAAAAAUAGGUGGGAGCUCAUGUGGCGAACACAUUUAAAUUCUGCAACAGGUUCAAUAGUUUGAGUGAGUUGGUGAAAACCUGACAAAGGAAGUUUAAUGUGGGAACGAUGUCUGGUCAUACACCUCUAAGGGAAAUUCAAAAACCCAAGUGGAGAAGAAUUGCAGAUGAGCAAUGGGCAGAGGGAUCAAGUUGUCUUUGUGCACAAAUCACAAUGAUUUAGCAGGGAGGUGCAACAAGUGGUUCGGAAGGCAAAUUACAUAUUGCUCUUUAUUGCAACAGACAUAAGGAAAUAACAUUACUAUCAUUCAGGGUAUUGGUGAAGCAACACCUGGAGUAUUGUGUACAGUUUGGGUCCUCUUGUUUAAGAAAAAUUAAAAAUGGCAUUGGAGGCAAUCCGAGUGAGAUUCACAAGGCCAAUUCCUGUGAUGAGAGGGUUGUGCUAUCACAAACAAGCAGCAAAAUAGAUUAGAUUCUUUGAAGUUUAGCAGAACGCGGGUGGCCUUAUUGAAACUUACAAGACCCCAAGGGAACAUAACAGGGUAGAUGUGGCGAUGUUUUCUCCAGUUGGAGAAUCUCCAUCAAGGGAACUUGAUUACAAGAUUAAGAGCCUGUCAUUUAGAAGUGAACGGCAUAUAGAUUCAUUUUCUGAUAUUCUCUGCUUAGAGGGUUGUGAGGAUACACCAUAGUAUUUAAUGAAGAAGUAUUGAGGUCUAUGGGAAUUUACAGCCAUGGUUACAUUAAAUGGCAGGGCAGGCUUGAGGUCCAAGUGGACUUCUCCUGUUCUCAUUUUCAUAUUUGAAUGACUGACCCUUUGCAAAUGCCAUGCAUUAUGUAUUAUUCAGUUCAAGCAAUGCACUUAAUUAAGGAGUUUGAAACAUAAACAAAACAAAACUCUUUUCCGCAGGCCUUAAAUCAUCUAUUCUCUAGUCACCUCUCACGGUAACAGCCAGCCAACCGGCCGUUGGCACUCGGGGCUAUUAUUUUUACUCGUGGACAUUUUUCAACAUGCUGAAAAACGCCCCAACUUACCUGAUGCUCCGAGUACCUACGGCUGGCAUUACGAACCGCUACGAAAUAUCUACGGACUCCUAUGGACUCGCUACAAACUCGCUACGGACAUUCUCCGAGUUUGAAUCAAGGGGAAAAAUCGGGAGAAUUCGUGAGUAACUCGGGAAAGUGGGACAGGGGCUUAACUUACACAUUUUUGAAUUAUGCGCUGCCUUUCAAGAAUGUAACCCAUGUAUAAAUCAUGAAAUGCCUGUAUAUGAAAAGACGUAGACCAAUUCAAAGCAUUAUAUGAUAUUCCAAUAGCUUC